AAGUAUAUAUUGCAGCUGGAGCCGGAGGUCAACACCUCUAUGACCCAGAUACGUGAACACAACAACAAGCUGUCAACAGUAAUAGCUAGCUGAGAAGGGCGUCUAGCUAGCUACCAACUUGAGACAUGGACAACUCUAACACUAACAUUCCACUGGACAAAGUAUGGGAGAGCUUUGUGGCUGCUGAAGAGUUAUCGAAGAUCUUAGACGUGUUUGAAGGCCUCAAGGAAAGACUUGACCUCAGUACACUGACUGGCCUGCCACUGUUUGAGGCACUCAAGCUCAAGCUAGGCACUCAGAAGACAUGGAAGGCUAGAGAUGUGCUGGACCUGCUGGAUAAGAGAGCUAAGCAGAAAGAGUUCAUGGGCCAGAGAGCAGCGUCGACUGUUCGAGUGUUUGUAGUUGGCUCCGGUCCAGUGGGUCUACGACUAGCCAUUGACGCCAGCCUCCUGGGGUCAGAAGUCGUAAUCAUAGAGAAGAGGAGCUCGUUCUCUCGUCAUAAUGUCCUCCAUCUGUGGCCAUUCACCAUCGAGGACUUGAGGCAGCUCGGAGCGAAGAAGUUCUAUGGGAAGUUCUGUGCUGGAGCCAUCGAUCACAUUAGUAUAUGGCGUCUGCAGACUAUUCUACUGAAGCUCUGUCUCCUUCUUGGAGUGCGAAUGUAUCCCAAUGUCGAGUUCCUACAAGUACUAGAACCUGACGAUGACCUAGCUUGGCAUGCCAGUCUAAACCCACCCACUCACUUCCUGAAUAGCUAUGAAUUUGACGUGUUCAUCGGUAGCGAUGGAGCAAGAAAAAACAGGAUUCCUGGUUUUGAUCGAAAGGAGCUACGAGGGAAACUAGCACUGGCUAUCACCGCUAACUUCAAGAAUUACUAUACCAGAGACGAGGCCGCUGUGGAGGAGAUCAGUGGAGUGGCGUUUAUCUUCAAUCAGAAGUUCUUUAAGGAUCUGAAGAGUGAGACAGGCAUUGAUCUUGAGAAUAUUGUCUACUACAAGGAUGACACUCACUACUUUGUGAUGACGUCCAAGAAGGAGAGCCUGCUCAAGAAGGGAGUUCUGAAGAGGGACUAUCCCGACACUCGUCAGUUGCUGGCCCCAUCCAACAUUGAUAUGGAACAGCUGUAUGCUUACUCCACCGAGGCCGCUGAUUGGUCCACUGACCUGCCACGUCUCGACUUUGCCACUAACCAUCACGAUAAGCCUGAUGUUGCUCUCUUUGACUUCACCUCGAUCCAUCAAGCAGAGUAUGCAGCAAGAGCCAUCCACCGUGGAGGUCGCGACCUCUUCAUCUGUCUGGUUGGGGAUGCUCUGCUUGAGCCUUUCUGGCCAACUGGCACUGGGAUUGGCCGUGGGUUCCUGAGUGCCAUGGAUACAGCGUGGUUGAUACGGGGUCUGGGGCAGGGCAGGACCACACUGGACCUCCUCUGUGAGAGAGAGGCCAUCUUCCAGAGACUACCUCAAACCACUCCCGAGAAACUGAAUCCUCAUAUCAAGAAAUACACUAUUGACCCUCAGACUCGGUACCCCAAUCUGUCCUUCCAUCGAAUUCGUCCGGGUACCAUAACGCAUCUCUACGAUAUAGGGGGGAGCAGCUCCAACAGUCCUGCUCUGCGACCAGGUUCCAUCAAGGUUAAGAGGACGGCAGAGGCAGCUGGCAUCACGCCCACACAAAACAGCACAGCAAAAACUUCCCCUCUGGUAAUAUCCACCACCUCUCAAGAAAAGGAGAACUUACCUCAGUCCAAGAGAGCUAAGGAGGAGAGUUUAUUGAGCACGCCCAAACGAAAGGCAUUGGCUGACAAGAGCUCCAUCUCACUAGCCUAUUAUGCUGAGCCGGAGGAGACACGUAUGCUGAGGGAUCCGGGAGUGUUGCUACGCUGGUGUCAAGGGCAAGUCAGAGAUUAUAACGUUCGGAUCAUUGACCUUCACAAAUCAUGGAGCAAUGGAAUAGCCCUCUGUGCUAUCAUUCAUCGCUAUCACCCAGAGCUCAUUCCAUUCUCCAAACUCUCUCCGAGUGAAUCCAUUGAAAACAAUCGCCUUGCGUUCUCAGUAGCCGAGGAGCAUCUGGGUGUGAGUAAGCUGCUCAAACCAGAGGAGAUGGCACGCCCCGACAAACUCACACUGUUUACUUACCUCAGUCUCUUCUAUGAACUGUUUGUAAAUGCCGAGCCAGCAGAGGGGGUUAGCAUGGAUGUAACUCCACCCCCUGGAUCUGAAACCCCGCCCAGUUCUGAUAUGAGCAGCCGAGAGUCGUCUCCCAUGGCGGAAGAGGAGGCAGAAAAGAGUGGAAAGAAGUCUCGGAAGGGUAGUCUGUCUCGACUAUCCAAGAAAUUAUUCAGGAGGCGGACUUCAAAGAGACUUGGGUUGUCCCCCUCAUCUGGUGACCGAAGUUGGAACACCAAGAGUGUUAAGAGGCCCACCAUGUCUCCACCCACCAGCCCCACCUCUCCCACACUGCAGACAGUGCCAGAGAUAUCCAAGGCCACAGUCACCACUCGUCCCAAGCAGCUCUUCCAGCCUCACUCUGGAGACUCUUCAGAUUUCUGUUACUUUUGCAACAAGAGAGUCUACCUCAUGGAGAGAAUGUCGGCCAACGGUUGUUUCUUUCAUAGGUCAUGUUUUCGAUGUACUCACUGUAACUGUCAGCUCAAGAUCGGUGGCUACUCACUCUCUAAAGGGGAAAGUGGGGAGAAGGGAAAGUUCUUCUGUACGGCUCAUUAUCGCCAGCUGUUUAUGUCCAACCCCGAGGCUAUUGGGUAUCAGAGAGCAGACGCUAAGGACGCUAAGAGGGAGUCUCGUAGUAGCAGUAGCGAGUUGAACGAAGUAGCACAAUCGAAGGAGCCCUCCCCCACUGACAAUGUAGAGGCUGAAAAGGAUGCUAAAAAGAAAGCUAAAAGCAAAAAGAAAAGUGUCAAAGAAUCUAAAUCUGAGAAGAAGGAAGCAAGCUCUGAGGGAGGCGAUAAAGACAAAAAGAAAGAAGUUGAAGGAGGCGACAGCGAGAAAAAAAAGAAGAAGAAGGAAAGUAAAAAGAAACAGAAGAAACCAGAGGUAUCUGAAGAGGAGCCCAUAAUGAUAAUAGAGCCCCCAGCUGUGGUGAAGGAUGAGGUUGAGGACUCUCCUCGUGCCCGCAGUGCUAGCAUGGUAAAAACUCUCUCCCAGGGUUUCGAACAGUUGGAGAAGCAUGCCAAGACCACAGAGAUACAGCCAGGAACAGAGGGGAGAGAGAAGGCUAAACAGAUGUUGUCCCACGAGUUACCAGUGCCAGAUAUGCCCUUCAAACUGGAGGUGAUCAGUGAGGAGGAGGGAGGUGUGCUACGGAGGUCGCAUAGAGAGCGCAGCCCCGCCAUGUUCAGGAACUCUGUACAAAAGCUACCAGAGGACAAUUUCCACCUACCACGAGGUUCUAGUGUGACGAGUCCCAAAAGGAGAGGUGGGCGUGGUCAGAAGAGUGUCACCAGACCUCUCAUAGGAAACUAUGACACAAGUGACGUCGCUAUACUGGAGCGUCGUAGACAACAGCAGAGAUUCCGAGAUGCUCAGCUGACCCAGCGAGAGAUGAGUCAGCUGGAGAGACAAUAUGAUGAACUAGAGAUAGUGGGUCGAGAGAUAGAGGAAGCUCUCAGAGACGCUGAAGACACAUCUCAAGAGGAACAGUUCAUGCGAUCGUGGCUACAGCUGGUCAACGAGAGGAACGGGCUCGUCAGGAAGACAGCUGAGCUUAGUCUAAAGAUGAAAGAGCUGGAGUUGGAGGACAGACAGUAUGAGGUAGACAAGGAGCUGGGUGACCUCUCUACUGCUGGCCAGCUCACCAAGACUGAGGAGGAGCGCUUCGAGGAGCUCUGUGAACUAAAGAUCAAGAUUGUGGAGGAGAGACACGAGGUUGUCAUGCAGACAGAGGACGAGAGAAGGAGAGAACUUGAGGAAGACACAAUCAAUGAAGACUUCUGUAACAAUGACGAAGGCUAUGCCAUUGUGACAGCUGAAGAGUCACCACGAGCACGACGUCCCUCAGCCCCGGCAGAUAUGAUGAAGGCGCAUCAAGUGGAGGAGAUACUGCAGAAGAGCAAACCAAAGUCGCGAGUCAAGUCCUGGUUGGGAUUUGGUCAAUAGGGAACUAAAAUUGUGUUUAUAAGUUUAUUUUUGACUUUGUACAGUCAGUCCAGCACUUCAAUUGCCACAUUAGCUAAUGCCUUUUUGCUGCAUCACUUUUUGUACUUACAUGUAUAAUUAAUUAUGGAGACUAUAA
Molecule: messenger RNA, 4245 nt
Organism: Halichondria panicea
Lineage: Eukaryota; Metazoa; Porifera; Demospongiae; Suberitida; Halichondriidae
Product: F-actin-monooxygenase mical2b-like
Exons: 18
Coding region: 126-4109 (1327 amino acids)
Molecular function (GO): protein binding
Source: RefSeq, a predicted model, not a curated record